Arctia plantaginis is the source of this 1374-nucleotide messenger RNA. The record is from the annotation of a GenBank genome assembly. NCBI's taxonomy places the organism in Eukaryota, Metazoa, Arthropoda, Insecta, Lepidoptera, Erebidae.
AUGACUUCGAGAAUCAUAGUGUUUUUUGUAGCAUCCCUCUCGUUAUGUUCCUGCGAAAAUCUGCGGAUCGAAGAUCAAGUCCUUCAGGAUGUAUUUGGUUAUGCCCCUCAAGCUAGCGUACCUCUAGCUGCAGACAGCCAAUUCCAGGCUGCAGCUGUCACGCCUGUACCUGAGAACGAAACCACCACGGAGACAGAAUAUUGGGAGAUGGAAGAUUAUAAUCCUCCUUCAAUCGACUAUGAUGUAUUCGAUUGGACAUUAACUAAGCGUGUAGCCUCCUUAUCAGACGAGAACUUCCUUAUAUCUCCUUUGGGUCUGAAGUUGGCGCUUGCCAUUCUCACGGAAGCGGCUACGGGCGUCACUAAGAAUGAGUUAUUGUCAGUAAUGGGUUUUAGCUUAAACCAAACUUUAGUUAGACAGAAAUUUACCAGCAUCGUAGAUUCUUUGAAGAAAGAGUCACCACAAUAUAUCUUGAACUUGGGCAGUAGGGUUUAUAUAGGCAGCAAUGUUAGACCGAAACAAAUGUUCGCAGCCAUUGCGGAGGAGUUCUAUAAGACCGAGCUGAAGACUGUCGACUUUCAUAAUCCCCCUGAAGCGGCUAAGCAAAUAAACUCAUGGGUCUCCAAUGUCACGAAGGGCAAGAUUUCCAAUUUAGUUAGUGAAGAUGAUGUCGCCAGCGUAGCAGUAAUAGUUCUUAACGCCCUGUACUUCAAGGGCAGCUGGCGCCACCAGUUUGCACCCAAUGCGACUAAGUACGAUCAGUUCUACAUCUCUCCAAAUGUAAUAAAGGAAAUACCUUUCAUGAACCUCAACGAGAAGUUCUACUACACCGAGUCCGCUAAAUUAGGAGCAAAGAUUUUAAGGAUGCCUUAUUUGGGUAAAAAAUUCUCGAUGUAUAUAAUAGUCCCGAUUGACUUGUUGGGUAUGUCUCGCGUGAUGUCCAACAUCAAUGUGUUGCGAACUGAGAUGAACAAUCUUCGGGAGCAUUACGUAGAUGUUAAAUUACCUAAGUUCAAGUUUGACUACACUUCGCAGCUAGGUGGAAUUCUGAAGGAAUUGGGCGUCCGAGAAGCUUUCGAAGAUACUGCAUCUUUCCCUGGUAUUGCUCGUGGCCAAUACCUUUCAGAACGAAUCAAGAUUUCAAAAGUGCUGCAGCGAUCUGGUAUCGAGGUCAAUGAACUUGGUAGUGUUGCAUACGCUGCUACAGAAAUUGCUCUGGUGAAUAAAUUUGGCGAAGACACUGAAAGUCAAGUGGAGGUGGUGGCGAACAGGCCGUUUUUGUUUUUCAUUCAAGACGAGCUCACGAGGCAGUUGCUAGUGACAGGAAGAGUCUCUGACCCGACACUCUUAGAUGGAGCUUUCAAACUAGUCUAA